AGAGCUCUUCCUAGAAUGUGGGUAGCGCUGCGCCGAGCCCUCGGGCUCCUCCAGACGCUGUUUACGUAGCGUCUCGGCCGUGCGUAGCGUUAAGUGGGAGCAGGCAGGGUCUCCGCGGCCGCCGCCAUUUUGUGCUAGUCGCCGGGCAGGAAGGGAGACGCCUCAGCCGCGGCACCGCCCGGUUUGAGCGUGACCAGGCCUCCCCCCCAACCGUACUAACCACCCCGAUUCUCUGUGGUUUUGCUCCCGUCUCCGACGAGAGAGGCGGCGACGGUGGCGUCUGCGACGGGAGACAGCGCGUCGGAGCGAGAGAGCGCCGCGCCUGCCGCCGCCCCAACAGCGGAGGCGCCGCCGCCCUCGGUCGUCUCGAGACCGGAGCCGCAGGCCCUUCCUAGCUCGGUCAUCCGUGCCCCGCUCCCAGAUCUCUAUCCGUUUGGGACCAUGCGCGGAGGCGGCUUUGGGGACCGGGACCGGGACCGGGACCGUGGAGGGUUUGGAGCAAGAGGUGGUAGUGGCCUUCCCCCGAAGAAGUUUGGUAAUCCUGGGGAGCGUUUACGUAAGAAGAAGUGGGAUUUGAGUGAACUCCCCAAGUUUGAGAAGAAUUUCUAUGUGGAACACCCAGAAGUAGCCAGAUUGACUCCGUAUGAAGUUGAUGAGCUACGUCGAAAGAAAGAGAUUACUGUGAGAGGGGGAGAUGUUUGUCCAAAACCUGUCUUUGCCUUCCAUCAUGCUAACUUCCCACAAUAUGUAAUGGAUGUGCUGAUGGAUCAGCAUUUUACAGAACCAACUCCCAUUCAGUGCCAGGGAUUUCCUUUGGCUCUUAGUGGCCGUGAUAUGGUUGGCAUUGCACAGACUGGCUCUGGGAAGACAUUGGCGUAUUUGCUGCCUGCGAUUGUUCAUAUAAACCACCAGCCAUACUUGGAAAGAGGAGAUGGCCCAAUUUGUCUAGUGCUGGCUCCUACUAGAGAACUUGCUCAGCAGGUGCAGCAGGUGGCUGAUGAUUAUGGAAAGUGUUCUAGGUUGAAGAGUACAUGCAUUUAUGGAGGUGCUCCUAAAGGUCCUCAAAUUCGAGACUUGGAAAGAGGUGUUGAAAUCUGCAUAGCCACUCCCGGGCGCCUGAUAGAUUUCCUGGAAUCGGGAAAGACAAACCUUCGCCGAUGUACUUACCUUGUGUUGGAUGAGGCUGACCGAAUGCUUGAUAUGGGCUUCGAGCCGCAGAUCCGUAAAAUUGUUGACCAAAUCCGGCCUGACCGGCAGACACUGAUGUGGAGUGCAACUUGGCCAAAGGAAGUAAGGCAGCUUGCAGAGGACUUCCUGCGUGAUUACACCCAGAUCAAUGUGGGCAAUCUGGAGUUGAGUGCCAACCACAACAUCUUGCAGAUUGUGGAUGUCUGUAUGGAAAGUGAAAAAGAUCACAAAUUGAUCCAACUGAUGGAGGAAAUUAUGGCAGAAAAGGAAAAUAAGACUAUAAUAUUUGUGGAGACAAAGAGACGCUGUGAUGACCUCACUCGAAGGAUGCGCAGAGAUGGUUGGCCAGCUAUGUGUAUCCAUGGAGACAAGAGUCAACCAGAAAGAGAUUGGGUACUUAAUGAGUUUCGAUCUGGAAAGGCUCCUAUCCUCAUUGCCACAGACGUAGCCUCCCGUGGGCUAGAUGUGGAAGAUGUGAAGUUUGUGAUCAACUACGACUAUCCAAACAGCUCAGAGGAUUACGUUCACCGUAUUGGCCGAACGGCCCGGAGCACCAACAAGGGCACUGCCUAUACCUUCUUUACCCCGGGGAACCUAAAGCAGGCUAGAGAGCUGAUCAAAGUGUUGGAAGAGGCCAAUCAGGCUAUCAAUCCAAAAUUGAUGCAGCUGGUGGACCACAGAGGCGGUGGCGGCGGAGGGGGUAAGGGAGGUCGCUCUCGAUACCGGACUACUUCUUCAGCCAACAAUCCCAAUCUGAUGUAUCAGGAUGAGUGUGACCGGAGGCUUCGAGGGGUGAAGGACGGUGGCCGGAGAGAUUCUACAAGCUACCGGGAUCGCAGUGAAACCGAUAGAGCCAGCUAUGCCAACGGCAGCGGCUAUGGCAGCCCCAAUUCUGCCUUUGGGGCCCAAGCAGGCCAAUACACGUAUGCUCAAGGCACCUAUGGGGCAGCUGCUUACGGCACCAGUGGCUACACGGCCCAGGAGUAUGCUGCUGGCACCUACGGGGCCGGCGGUGCCGCCUCGAGCGGGAGGAGCUCCCAGAGCUCCAGCCAGCAGUUCAGUGGUCUGGGCCGAGCUGGGCAGCAGCCACAGCCACUGAUGUCCCAGCAGUUUGCACAGCCUCCAGGAGCUACCAAUAUGAUAGGCUACAUGGGGCAGACUGCUUACCAGUACCCUCCUCCCCCUCCCCCCCCUCCUCCCUCUCGUAAAUGAAGCUGCUUGGUGGAGUGCCUCCUGCAGAUUCAUUCCAUCUAAAGGAAUACUGUCUAUUCUUUUACCCUUCUAGCCCUUUGCGUUUUUAUUUUUCCUUUUUCCAACCAUUGUGGUUUAUCUUUUUUUAAUGCAUAUUAGUUAAAAUUCACUGCCAGGUUUCUUCUGCCCACCCAAAAGAUCCAGUCUGUAAUAACACAUUUUGUAAGGGAAAAAAAAUACAUACAUAUAUAUAUAUAUAUAACUACAUAUAUAUAUAUAUAAAACUGACUGGAAAAGAUUAAUUUCUUCCCCCGAAUUAAUGCAUGUUGAGGAUAUUGAGCUAUUUUUCAUCUUAAAGGUAUUAGGCAUUUUUGUUGGAGCCUGUUGAUAGGGAAGGAGGGGAGGGAAGGAUGAAUGGUCCCGCAGAAGAUGGUGGCAUCUGCUUCAGACUGUUCUCCUUCCUGGGAGAAGCCAAGAGCGACUUCCAUGCGCAUUGUCCAUGGUGGGUUUUAAGUACUGAAGUUAGAUUACUCAGGCCUGAUGGAUUUUAAGACAACCAGUCAUUUUGGCUGAUGGCUUAUGACAUGCAUUUGACAGUUAAAAAAAUUCCUAAUUGGUUUUGACUCUCCUGCAGUUAUUAAAUAUUAACCAGGUUAGUGUUGAGUUAGAAAUUAAAUUUCUUGAGUUCAAGCAAUCUUUUUUUUUUUUUUUUUUUUUUUUUUAAGUUUAAAAAGUACAAGACAUUGUUUUUGCUGAGUAGACUGGCAUCUGGGUAGAGGCUGCCUGCGCGCCCCCCCCCCCCCCCCAUAUAACCAGGGAACAUCUGCAAGUCAGUUUCUAGCCAGAUAGCCAUCAUGAGCCGUAAGCAUCAGAAGCUUAGCAGAAGCUUCCUGAGCGGCUGAGUCUACAGUGUAGAGAGCGCCUUUAGAAAUGAUGGAAUCCAAACGGGCAGAUCUUCCUCUUAAACUCAGUAUUUUAAAAGUAAGAAUGACUCAUGGGCUGCUCUGCACGUGGAGAGCUAGUCUCCACAGCCUGUUCUGUGGUACUUUGUAGCAGCUGGAGGCACUCAUCCUCGGCGUCCCUUUGCACUCAGCUUUUCCAAGGUAGGUAGUGCUUUAGGAGGCACUCUGGAGGACUAGAGCCCACCCCACCUUACUCUCCGCAGUGUGAAGGUGGGUGCGUUUGUCUCCUCGUCCAUUUGUUCAAUGUGUUCUUACUGAAACUCCCAAGAGCAACAGAUGCAUCUGAAAGAAUAUUCUGCUCUUGUGUCACCUAAGAGGACAGGACGACAGUAGAUGGCCCCAGUGCCUGUGGUAGAUCAGUGGUGGGUGGGCGGUUCAUUCACAGUACAGUUAAAGGGAGGAGGCCCCAUUGCAUUCCUUGGCUGUGCCCUCAAGAGUGCCCUGCUGCUUUCUAACAGUCUUAACAACACUCUUGAGGUUUCCUUCAGGAAGAGGAAAGGGGUGGUUUUGAGGGCUCUGAAAGUAGGAUUCAGUGUGCGACAUAACAGGUAGGUUGUCAGCAUAUGUUGGCUAUACGCAUAUGAACGCUUGGCAUCCUUUUGUUUUCCUUACUAUUUACAGAAUGUUAAGCUAAGGGAGAAUGGUGGGCACAGAUGUGUAUCAACCCUCCUCUGUGCUUUGGAACCAAAGUGUGUGUCUGUCUCUCACCCUGCUAAAAGGAAGCAGUGUCUAACCAAGGACACUGACCAGCCUGUUACAGAUAACUCUUUCUACAACCAAAUUCAGAUGUAUUUAUUAAGCAUUAUACCAUGGGCUAUCCUGUGGUACUGUAGCUCUUCAAAACGCCUCUUCUGUUAACACCUCUGGGGAUGAAGCAGUAGCACAUCUCCCCAUCAGAAGCAUACUCCAGAUGAAAUUAACACCUGGUUUCUAUUUCAUGAGCUCUUUUGGCCUGGGUACAGCAGAAAACUAGCAGUUUUCCUAUUUAGUGCAAAUGACUUCUGCCUCCUUGUCUGUCCUUUUGAGUUCUCAGGACAGGCGUAGGCAAACCCUUUGAGCUGGGCUUAUUGCCCUGGUGAUUAACUCACUUAGGGAAAGGGCUUCGGUAUUGGGCUGCUUCCCCUACCCCUCCCAAACAAUUCAUGUGCAGACUUCUCAUCUAAAAGGUUGGUGGCUUUGCUUGGGAUCAGUGCUCUGCUAAUGCCUUUGCUGAUCUCUCAACACAUUCCUGUCAUUGAGACUUGAGUUGUAGGUGUGAUGUUAAGGCACAGGAUGCUAAGAGCUGUUACUACUAUUCUUAGUUUGUAAAUUGUCCUUUUGAUACCAUCUUGUUUUCUUUUGUAGGUAUAAAUAAAAACAAUUGACAAUAAA
Peromyscus leucopus (white-footed mouse) is the source of this 4712-nucleotide messenger RNA. It is a transcript of the gene Ddx17, whose product is annotated as DEAD-box helicase 17. Gene Ontology annotation, biological process: alternative mRNA splicing, via spliceosome. Bases 442 to 2400 code for a protein of 652 amino acids. Gene Ontology annotation, cellular component: cytoplasm; ribonucleoprotein complex; nucleus. Gene Ontology annotation, molecular function: RNA binding; RNA helicase activity; ATP binding. Lineage: Eukaryota; Metazoa; Chordata; Mammalia; Rodentia; Cricetidae. The record is from RefSeq and is a predicted model, not a curated record. The transcript has 13 exons.